UUAAACAGCGCCCUCUAAUUCGAGAGAGGUUUUUUUUGGCAGGAACUUUAAACAAUGUCAAACAUGGCCGCAGCAAGUGGAAUGGUCUACUUCUUCUUGCCCUACACAGCAAUUUCUCUCCUCAUUUAUUAUGUAGCUUUACGUCGUAAGAGAUCAUCAGACACGAAGGCUGGGAAAUCGAGAGAAGUGUUGGUAGUUACUGCCCACCCAGACGACGAGUGCAUGUUUUUCGCACCGACGAUAUUACAGCUUGUGCAGGAAGCCAAUACGAAACUGAACCUUCUGUGUCUUUCUACAGGUAAUUACUACAAUCAUGGUGAAGUAAGAACUAAGGAACUGAUAGCCAGCUGUUUUACGCUUGGUCUACAAGAUGCAGAGAACAUCAAUGUGUUAAAUGAUGAAAGAUUAAAAGAUGGCCAAGAGGAAGAAUGGGAUACAGAUGUAAUUGGUCAUCAUGUUUUACAAUCUGUGAAGAAACACAACAUUAACAUGAUUGUGACAUUUGAUGCCUCUGGUGUGAGUGGCCAUAAGAAUCAUAUAGCAUGUUAUACAGCAGUAAGGAACAUGGUGGAAUCUGGCAAACUAAAAAAAGGUACUAAGCUAUACUUCCUUCAGAGUGUUUCCAUCUGGAGAAAGUAUUUAAUCUUUUUGGACAUUCCCUUCAGUAUUCUACUGAGUAGACACAUGUUUCUGACUCCUCCAUGGAAUAUGUGGAAAUCACAGCGAGCAAUGUUUGCUCAUGCCAGUCAGUUAACAUGGUAUCGGCUGCUCUACAUCAUCUUCUCAAGAUACAUGACAGUCAAUGGAUACCAUAAGAAGAGUGUACAUUGAUGGCAGAUCAGGACUUUCAUACAAAACUCUAUAUAAAUUAUUUAUCACAAUUUUAUUCACUCUGUCUAAAUAUGAACUGAAUUCAACAUAAAAGUCACGAAGGUCAGUGUAUGCAGCUUGUAACUAAAAGCCAAUUGGAGUCCAUAGUGGCCACAAGCAGCCUGUAACAAAACGCCAAUUGGAGUCCAUAGUGGCCACAAGCAGCUUGAAACAAAAAAGCCAAUUGGAGUCCAUAGUGGCUACAAGCAGCUUGAAAAAAAAGCCAAUUGGAGUCCAUAGUGGCUACAAGCAGCUUGAAAAAAAAGCCAAUUGGAGUCCAUAGUGGCAACAAGCAGCCUGUAACAAAAAAGCCAAUUGGAGUCCAUAGUAGCCACAAGCAGCCUGAAACAAAAAAGCCAAUUGGAGUCCAUAGUGGCUACAAGCAGCUUGAAAAAAAAGCCAAUUGGAGUCCAUAGUGGCAACAAGCAGCCUGUAACAAAAAGCCAAUUGGAGUCCAUAGUGUUAACAAGCAGCUUGAAACAAAAAGCCAAUUGGAGUCCAUAGUGGCCAGAAGCAGCUUGAAACAAAACGCCAAUUGGAGUCCAUAGUGCCCAUAUAAAUAGCUUCAAAAAAAAAAAUGAAACAAGUAGCUUGAAAAAACAAAAAAACAAUUGGAGUCCAUAGUCAAUGAGAUAUCUGCUCUAGCAAUGCAAGGCAAAAUUGAUUUUCCUGUGGAUUUUGUUCGUACAGAACUCAGUAUGUGUAUGUCUUCAAUCCCAUGCGAAAUACACCACACACAAAGCACUUGUUUGUUUUUCUGUGGCUUUAGUGACCCUUUCGGAGUUUAUGUUUGAGGGCAGCCAAAAUAAGUUUGACACGCAAAUUAAGCAAUUGAUCAUGGACUGUAGGACCAUGUGUUGGUGUGUUGGCAUACUACGCCCACAGGUUUUAAUGUACAUUGUACAUAGGUGUAAGGGUAAAAUCAAGUUACAACAUGUUUGUAUAAUGUACAAGACUUGGAUUACACAGUUGUUCCUUGCUAAGUGCAUGAGGACGGUCAUUGACACUGCCUAAACAAAUCCAUUGUAUUAGGUUUUAUUAUUUUAAAAAAGUGUAAAUGAAAUUCACCAAUUCUUAACACUAGAGAACAGUUGUAAAAAAAGAAAAUUAUUUUGCAUUGCCAACUGCCUCAGUAAUUUAAUGAUUUACGUUUUGUUCUGUUGUAAAUAAGAGUUUCUUACUUAUUUUAAUUAUUCCUAGAGUCACCAUUGAACAUGUUUUCUGUAUAGGCAUGACGUUCAAUAGCAGUGACGACACAGGUGGCGGUUAAUAAAUAAAUAUGGCCAUACAAUUUAGUUAAUACUUAUUUUAAUUAUUCCUAGAGUCACCAUUGAACAUGUUUUCUGUAUAGGCAUGACGUUCAAUAGCAGUGACGACACAGGUGGCGGUUAAUAAAUGAAUAUGGCCAUACAAUCUAGUUAAUACUUAUUUUAAUUAUUCCUGGAGUCACCAUUGAACAUGUUUUCUGUAUAGGCAUGACGAUCAAUAGCAGCGACGACACAGGUGGCGGUUAAUAAAUGAAUAUGGCCAUACAAUUUAGUUAAUACUUAUUUUAAUUAUUCCUAGAGUCACCAAUGAACAUGUUUUCUGUAUAGGCAUGACGUUCAAUAGCAGUGACGACACAGGUGGCGGUUAACAUGGUUAAUAAAUGAAUAUGGCCAUACAAUUUAGUUAAUACUUAUUUUAAUUAUUCCUAGAGUCACCAUUGAACAUGUUUUCUGUAUAGGCAUGACGUUCAAUAGCAGUGACGACACAGGUGGCGGUUAAUAAAUGAAUAUGACCAUACAAUCUAGUUAAUACUUAUUUUAAUUAUUCCUAGAGUCACCAUUGAACAUGUUUUCUGUAUAGGCAUGACAUUCAAAAGCAGUUACGACACAGGUGGCGGUUAAUAAAUAAAUAUGGCCAUACAAUUCAGUUAAUACUUAUUUUAAUUAUUCCUAGAGUCACCAUUGAACAUGUUUUCUGUAUAGGCAUGACGUUCAAUAGCAGUGACGACACAGGUGGCGGUUAAUAAAUGAAUAUGGCCAUACAAUCUAGUUAAUACUUAUUUUAAUUAUUCCUAGAGUCACCAUUGAACAUGUUUUCUGUAUAGGCAUGACGUUCAAUAGCAGUGACGACACAGGUGGCGGUUAAUAAAUGAAUAUGGCCAUACAAUUUAGUUAAUACUUAUUUUAAUUAUUCCUAGAGUCACCAUUGAACAUGUUUUCUGUAUAGGCAUGACGUUCAAUAGCAGUGACGACACAGGUGGCGGUUAAUAAAUAAAUAUGGCCAUACAAUUUAGUUAAUACUUAUUUUAAUUAUUCCUAGAGUCACCAUUGAACAUGUUUUCUGUAUAGGCAUGGCAUUUAGUCCUAAGAACAAUUUCAUUGAGUACACAGGCUGACCUACAUUACAUGAACACAUGGUAUAUAUAGGCAUUUACAGACUUUUCUGGCUAUUUAAUAACAAUUUUGCUGAUUCUUCUGAUGGUUAAAACACAGAAAUCCGAUUAAAAUAUGAAAAAUAUCA
This is a messenger RNA of Asterias rubens (European starfish), 3378 nucleotides long. RefSeq names its product N-acetylglucosaminyl-phosphatidylinositol de-N-acetylase-like. Lineage: Eukaryota; Metazoa; Echinodermata; Asteroidea; Forcipulatida; Asteriidae. The transcript has 7 exons. The coding region runs from base 55 to 831 and encodes 258 amino acids. Gene Ontology annotation, biological process: GPI anchor biosynthetic process. Gene Ontology annotation, cellular component: endoplasmic reticulum. The record is from RefSeq and is a predicted model, not a curated record. Gene Ontology annotation, molecular function: N-acetylglucosaminylphosphatidylinositol deacetylase activity.